UUCUAGAAUUGUGUAAGUAGCUGUUUUUUUUUGUAGAGUGUCGUUAUGUCUGGCCGCGGAAAGCAGGGAGGCAAAGUGCGGGCUAAGGCCAAGUCUCGCUCUUCUCGUGCGGGGCUGCAGUUCCCCGUGGGUCGUGUGCACCGGCUGCUGCGAAAGGGGAACUAUGCGGAGCGAGUGGGAGCCGGCGCUCCUGUUUACAUGGCUGCGGUGCUGGAGUACCUCACUGCUGAAAUCUUGGAGCUGGCUGGUAACGCCGCCCGCGACAACAAGAAAACCCGCAUCAUCCCCCGGCACCUGCAGCUGGCCAUCCGCAACGAUGAGGAGCUGAACAAGCUGCUGGGCAAAGUCACCAUCGCUCAGGGUGGCGUCCUGCCCAACAUCCAGGCGGUGCUGCUGCCCAAGAAAACCGAGAGCCACAAAGCCAAGGGCAAGUGAGCAGGCUCCUGCUGCCUUCUGGGCGAGGGGGAGCCUCACCACCCAGUGUCUUAACCCCAAC
This is a messenger RNA of Mauremys reevesii (Reeves's turtle), 496 nucleotides long. RefSeq names its product histone H2A.J-like. Lineage: Eukaryota; Metazoa; Chordata; Testudines; Geoemydidae. The transcript has 2 exons. Gene Ontology annotation, cellular component: nucleosome. The coding region runs from base 46 to 435 and encodes 129 amino acids. Gene Ontology annotation, molecular function: structural constituent of chromatin; protein heterodimerization activity; DNA binding. The record is from RefSeq and is a predicted model, not a curated record.